Molecule: messenger RNA, 3411 nt
Organism: Lytechinus pictus (painted urchin)
Lineage: Eukaryota; Metazoa; Echinodermata; Echinoidea; Temnopleuroida; Toxopneustidae
Exons: 4
Coding region: 121-585 (154 amino acids)
Source: RefSeq, a predicted model, not a curated record
UACAAAUAGAUGAAUUCUGACACAAGACCGGUAGUUUUCAUUUUCAGGGUUAUUUUCCUCCUGUAAACCUCGAUUCCAGAUUGCAACAGUAAGUUCACAUCAGCGGACUGUCAAUUCAUAAUGAACUACUCGUCGAUUGUCAUCAUAGUGCUGCUAGCUGUGAUCGGGUUAGACCUCGGACAAGCUACUUACGAUCAUGACCUUGAAUUUACAGAGGAUGAGUUCCAAACUCUAAUGGAUAUGAUGGAGGAUUCAGAGAAUGAACGAGAUGUGCGCCUCUCUAACUGGUUUAAAAAGGCAUUUAAUUCUGCCAAAGAUUGGACGAAAAAGGCCGCCAGUGACGCAGGGAAAUGGACGAAGAAGGCUGCCAGCGAUGCAGGAAAAUGGACCAAAAAAGCCGUCAAAGACGCAGGCAAAGCAAUCAAGAAAGGAUGUGGAUAUGUCAACGAGAUACCGGUAAAAGAACUUGUUUAUCACAGAACGAAGGAGAUGACAGAAGAAGAGUUUAUGUCGGAUGUCGACGAGGCUCAGCUAGCAGCAGCUUACAAUGCUUUAAAAUCAGGUUGCAAAAUCAUUGGAAAGUAGAAGGAUGCACAUCGACUUACUCUCCCUCUUUCAAAUCAGGUGUCUCUAUUAUGCUACAAUCUGACAGUCAUACCAAGGAAACCGCCUGCAAACCGAACGAUUGUUACCGUGUUUACACUUGAUCGGCUUUUGGUUCAGAACCAAAAGCCGAUGCAGAAUCGGCUUUUGGUUUAUCUUGCACUGCGUUUACACGCUGUUACAGCUCGCGGUUCAGAACCGCGAGCCGAUGCAAAAACCCAAAGACAACACUGUAUCCGUGCGCUUACAAUUACGUCAAAAUGGUAAAGUAAAUGAAAUGCGCACCAAUUGCCGAUGCAGAAUCGGCUUUCUGUUUACACGUAGUCAAAAAGCCGAUUCUGCAUCGGCUCGCAGUUCAGAACCUACUACUUUGGUGGUGCAAAAUUGCCGGUUCUGAAUCGCGAGCCGAUGCAAGUUAAUCGCGUUUACAUGCUAUGAGAAAGCCGAUGCAAAAGCCGAUUAAGUGUAAACACGAUAUGUAUGUCAUAGGAAAUAAUAUUAUAACUUGGGACGGACUGAAUUAGGUUUCGCCGGUGUCACCGGGUAUUACUCUAUAAGAGAAUAAUCAUUAUCCCCAAUAACAUGUUAUAAUAAUCAGAUCAUUCUACAUUAAAUUUUACUGGUCAGAUGUCUAAAUAAUAAAUACCAUCAUCCUUUGCCUUUGGGGUCCAAAAUUUGUUUGCAUUUAUUCUUUGUUUCGUUUUCUAAUUUCAAGGACAAGUCCACCCCCCCCGCAAAAAAAGGAGAAAAAUCCAGCAAGCAUAAAACUGAAAAUUUCAUCAAAAUCGCAUGUAAAAUAGGAAAGUUAUGACCUUUUAAAAUUUUGCUUAAUUUCACAAAUCAGUUAUAUGCACAUCCUGGUCGGUACUGAUGACUGAGGACUGAUGACAGCACUCACUCACCCACUUUUUCGUUUGUAUUUUAUUAUAUGAAAUUAGAAUAUUAUAUUCUCCUCAUUGGGAAAUAAGCUUUCUUCCUCCAUGAACAUGGGGAAUUACAAUUGUUUUACCAUUUUAUGGUUCAGUCAAGCUGGUCCUUAUUAUCAAAUCUGUAAAAUUGAAAUAUUGUAGAUUUCAAACAAUAAAAACAAAAGAAAUUGUGAGUGACAGACAUCAUCGACUGUCUCAUUUACAUGCCACUGAGUUGCGCAUAACUGUUUUGUAAAAAAAGUGUCAAGUGUCAUAAUUUUCUUAUUUUACAUUCGAUUUUGAUGAAAUUUUCAGCGUUAUUCUUCUUUGAUUUUUCUUCAUUGAUUGAAAUAAAAAAAAAUUAUGGGAUGGACUUGAGCUUUAACUCUUAUGACACUCGAUAUAUGCUGAAAUGCUUUGUUAGAUUUGAUGAAAAGUUCUUGAAAUAGCGGUUCAUCCGGAUACAAAAUUAAUGUGUCAAGAUGUAAUUUAAAAAAAAUGUAUUUCAGACAUACGAAACUGAGAACCAAACGAUUCAUCAUACGAACAAUACAAUGUUAUUUUAUCAGAUACAAAUGUUUGUUAAUGUUAGUUCCUCUUAUUUUCAUUAAUGCAACUUAUAUUUUGUUUGCCAGAUCACAGGUAUAUACAUGUAUAGUUGUAUUUGUUUAGUUUCCAAUAAUGAUCGGACCUUGUCUAUAUAAUAUCAUUAGAAAAGUUGCUCUUGUGAUCAUGAUGAUUAUAGGACGGUUAUUUUUGUCGUUGUUAGCAAAGAUCUUGACGACGACUACGAUGAUGAUAAAGAUGAUAACAAUGAUGAUAACAAUGAUAUAGAUGGUCAUCAUGGUGUUAUGUGGUAGUGGUAGUCAUGAUGAUGAUGAUGAUGAUGAUGACGAUGGUGAUGACGUUGAUGAUGAUGAUGAUGAUGAUGAUGAAGAUGAUGAUGAUGAUGAUGACGAUGAUGAUGACGAUGGUGAUGAUGUUGUUAUUGAUGUUAUUUUGUUCACUCGUCUUCCUCCUUACUUUUCAUCCUUUCUUUCAGCUUCUUUUCCUUUUUUCCCUCUUUCUUUCCACUUUUUUCUCUUUUUUGUUUGUUCCGUCAAUAGGGGGGGGCUCGCCACCCCCCCCCCCCCCCGAUCUGCCUACGCAUAUCAAUAAUAAUUGCGAAUUUGUUAUUUUUUUCAUCCCUGGUAUUCUUCAGCACCCACAGUAAGCAAACAUAAAUCUGACAAUGUAUACUAUGAGCAUUAUGUUUGUAACAAUGAUUUGUUAAAUUUCACUGGCGUAUAGAUGGGGGAGGCUUAAUAUAGCACCCGCCCUUUAUAAACAUAUUUCCACGACCACGAGGAACUUGAUUUGAGGAAAAAGAGGAAAUUAACGAGAAAGGUAAAAGGUAGAAAAAAUAUUGAAAAAGUGCAAGGCUGAUAUCAUUAAUACAGUCAUGUCAAAAUGUAUCACAAAUAUAUAUUUUGGUUCUAAAAGCGUCGAAAUUCUAUCUUGCCUGUGACUUUUAAAGAGAUUUUGCCCUACAUGCCAUAGACCUAUACUUUCCCUAAAAGAUUUUGGCUCAUUAUGCCGCUGUUAUACAAUUCAAUGGUUUAUGACAUCAUCAUGACGCCUUCAUCUUUAGACAUAACAUGCACACAUUUGUAUUAUUUUUUUUUCUUUGUAUGAAUUCAUGUAAAAAAAAUAUGUACACAUUUGGGAGAUGGUAGAAAAUAAGGGUUUAUUUGAAUUGCAUUGAAUUGAAUUGAAUUUAAUUUAAUUCAAUGACGUUGGAUGUUUGCCCUGUUGCAAAGAGUAAAUAGCGAGUUGGUUUUCCCCACUUGUUUAAAGGGGAAAUGUAUACAGUUAGUUGACUAUAAUCAUGAUAAUAAAAAAAGUGCAUUAAAACAAUUUA